Messenger RNA from Phytomonas sp. EM1, 1308 nucleotides. Lineage: Eukaryota; Euglenozoa; Kinetoplastea; Trypanosomatida; Trypanosomatidae. The record is from the annotation of a GenBank genome assembly.
AUGAGUGAUAAAAUAGAUGAUGCCGUUUGCUAUUCUGCGGGCUCAGCCUAUCUAAGCGGGCUGCCCGUGGUGGUGGCUGGCUAUCAGAUGCCGUGUCAUGGAAUUUUUUCCAAGAUUGAGUACAUGGAAGCGGCAAUCAAGAAUGCGGAGCUGCAGCCAGAAGACGUGAUUGUUGUAAUGGAAUCAGGCACAUUUUUCACAGGUGUGGACAUUAACCCAUUACUAGAUCGCUUCAUCGCGCAGUCUGCUGCGACACCCGAGGAGCUGGACGCGCUGGCGGUGCGGCAGGGCCGUGCGAUGGCACCACUCUUACUUAAUGCGGAGGCUGAAUCCUCGAAGGCCACCAUAUUAGAGCAUUUGGGAGGUUGCAAACCUGUGUAUGAAGAUGCUUAUGAGAAGGUGCGGAAGUACGCUGUUGCACAUCCAGAGCACAAACUCGCGCUGCCUUUUGACGUAUCGCGGUGCCGAUACCUGGAUUCGGGUGUUGUGGUUGCCCGUGUGUGGGCGUACAAGGACUUCUCGAAGUUGGCUAAUAAUUACGUCUAUACGCAAAUAUUGGAGUCCACAGUUAAAAGGGGAUGGCUCACCGAUCAGUCCAUCUAUAUAGCGUUCUAUCUGGAUCUCAUAACGUGGGAGGUCGAGAGGGACGUUUUCUCGAUGCCAAUGGAUGGACAAAAGGUGGCGCGGUCUUCAUACGGGAUGCGUGCAGGGCUUCUUGGGUUAGACUAUACCAAUGCGCCUUUAGUUAUUGGUAUAGAAACAUACUUAACCCGAUCCGAGCUACACGAUGAGCAGUGGGCAAAAUACCUUCCACUGGACGGAUCCAAGCACCCGCACUCGCGCAGCAUAACUCGUUUAAGGACAAUGACGCGCUUUGUGCAUAGCCUUUACAAGCGAGCUUACGCUGCACAUGGUCAGGGAAUUUAUGCAAGGCGGGCGGUACCCAGGUGGAUUGGAGGGAAAAGGGCUUCCAAGACAACCCACAUCACCUUCACGCCACCACUUUUGACACUCAAACAAACAUCUAUAGACACGUCCAGCAAUAAGGGGCGUACCUACCCAGCGAUUUUCCAUUCGGGAGGUCUUGAAAAAGCUCAAAGGAGGGAAAGCGAAACGAAAACCGCUGUUAUCAGCACGCAGUGGUUUUUGCCGAUGGUGUACGACCCAAAGGCAAAGCGUCAGGCCUGGAAGUAUCUGGCGUCCGCGCCGCUGUUUCUGUCGACGCAUAGCUCCAUCAUUCGGGAUUCCUACUACGCCAAAUGUGGCUUUCCAUUUGAAGGAAUGAUUAAAAAGCUGAAAGGUCCUUGA